Molecule: messenger RNA, 594 nt
Organism: Hibiscus syriacus
Lineage: Eukaryota; Viridiplantae; Streptophyta; Magnoliopsida; Malvales; Malvaceae
Exons: 1
Coding region: 1-594 (197 amino acids)
Molecular function (GO): RNA-DNA hybrid ribonuclease activity; nucleic acid binding
Source: RefSeq, a predicted model, not a curated record
AUGAACCUCUCGAUUGUUAACUUGCAAAUGGACUCCAGUAAAGAAUGGCUCGAACAUGCAAGUAAUCUGUUAGACAGUAAGGGUCUUGCUCGAAUGGCUCUUCUGCUUUGGAACCUUUGGAACAGGAUAAAUCAAUGGGUCCACGAUGGAGAUCUCCAAGUUGAUCAUGAUGUUGUGAGUAAAACUUGGGAGCUGGCAGCAAGCUUCAAAGUAGUGACAGAGUCUUCAAACCAUUCAAGUCCGAAUCGACGACCCUCUGUCCAAGCUUUGUGGAAUCAUCCAUCGGUUGGAAGGGUUAAGAUUAACGUAGAUGGAGCAUUCAUCAACAGAUCAAGUGAGGCAACUCUAGGACUUAUUGCUCGGGAUCACCACGGAAUGGUGUUUGGAGAUGCUCCUCAAAUGACUGAAUCAGUUGAAGCGUUAACCAUCGUCCAAGCUGUUAGAUUUGCAAUAGAGAAUGAUUGGGAUCAUGUCAUAAUCAAAGGAGAUGCAAUCAGAAUAGUCAAUCGUUUGAACUAUCACAGUGAAGACAUCUCGGUGGUCGAUAUGCUUCUAAACGAGGUACAUGAAAAACUAGCUGCACAUCUAAAUUAA